AUGUUGAGAACAAGCACACUUAAAAUGGCAGCACAACAAAGCCGUCGUACCCUCCACAUCAGUCGAUCUUUGCUCGCCGAGAAAAGUGCUUCUUCCACUUUCAAUGCACAAACCAUGGCACAACAAUUCAACUUGACACCUAGUGUAUUGACUCAGGCUUUGACACACAAAUCCUUCAAACAUGGCAAGGUUCCUUCAAAUGAACGCCUUCAAUUUGUCGGUCAUCGUUCUCUCGAAUUUUUUGCUAUGGAAGCUAAUAUGGAAAAGACAAAGAGUGUUGGAGAUUUAAAGAAGGCUGUCAGCGGUGUGUUUGGGCCUGCUCAUUUGGCUUCCAAGUUUGAUGCUUUAGGUUUAGAGGCUGGUGUGCAAUGUCAUUUGCCACAAGACACCAUCUCUACUGCCGUCAAAUCACAGACUGUCCUGGCUCUUGUUGGCGCUGUAUAUCAUGAACGUGGAUUGAACGCUGCAAAAGAAUUUGUAAAGAAAAAUGUAUUAUAA
Messenger RNA from Mucor velutinosus, 498 nucleotides. RefSeq lists its product as uncharacterized. Bases 1 to 498 code for a protein of 165 amino acids. Gene Ontology annotation, cellular component: mitochondrial large ribosomal subunit. The transcript has 3 exons. Lineage: Eukaryota; Fungi; Mucoromycota; Mucoromycetes; Mucorales; Mucoraceae. Gene Ontology annotation, molecular function: structural constituent of ribosome; ribonuclease III activity. Gene Ontology annotation, biological process: mitochondrial translation; RNA processing. The record is from RefSeq and is a predicted model, not a curated record.